CGCCCACGUCUCGUCACGACACUCUGAUGUCGCUCCGCCGCCUACUGGCUCUCUCCGCCGCCGUCUCUGGCCGCCUACGCCGCUCCUUCUCCACGGGCGUCUCCUCCUCGCGUCCUCCCUGGGUCUUGUUCGAGCAGGCGACACCGGCCGUCGGGUCGGGACUGCGCUCGUGUGCGCGCAUCGUCGAGCCCCCGGACUUCUCCCAGCUCGCCGUCCCGGCGCUCCACGUCAACACCAGCGACGUACCCGACCCCGACAGCGACGUCACUCAGCUCCUCGGCGGCCAGGUAUGCUCCGCGAGCGGCGACGGCCUCGUCCUCGUCACCAUCUACGACAUGCGCUUCCCGGCUCCCAUCCUCGCGAAGCAGGGCGCCCAUCACGUGCGCCAGAUGAUCACAGAGAUCGUCCCCGAGCACAACCCAGACAUCACGCGCUUCCUCUGCAACCCGCUCACCGGCCAACUCACCCGCCUCCCCGACAUCGGGAACGGCCCGAAGCAGAUCGCGUGCGGCCCUCACAUGGGCGUCCUCACCCAAGCCGACCGCGGCCACGGGCCGCCCGACAGGUUCGUCGUCGCGGAGCUGCAGGGGAACACGAUGCUCCGGUUCCUCUCGGACACGGGCGGCUGGGAGGUCGCGGUCACCGCGCCGUGCCGACUCCCGCUCGCGCGCCGGGUCUUCUUCGAGAACGGUGGGUUCGACCAAGAGGCGGUUGCCUUCGGCGGCCGGCUGUGGUGGGUGGACCUGACCUGGGGCGCCAUCUCGGCGGACCCGUUCAGCGACAGGCCGGAGCCCCGGUUCGUCGAGCUGCCGAGAGGCAGCGUGCUGCCUGCACGCAGCACAGCGCCCACCGGGAAGCUGCUGCGUACCUUCGAGGAGGGAGAGGCCUACCGGAGAUGUGCGCUGGGUAGGUACCGGCGCAUGGGGGUCAGCGAGGGAAGGCUGCGGUAUGUCGAGGUGUGGGAUCGGGAGCCGUUCGUGCUCACCGUCUUCGCGCUCGACGACCAGGGCAGCGCCUGGACGCUCGAGCACCGCCUGGUGCUCAGCCGUCUCUGGGCCGAUGGAGACCAUCCGUGGCUGCCCUUGCCCGAGAAGACCACGCCUCAAAUUAGCGCCCUUCACCCACUGGACGGCAAUGUCAUCUACCUGUCCGUCGGAGAGCAUGUCAUCGUCGUGGACAUGAACAGGGAGGAGGUGAUAGGGAGUUCUCCGCGGAACGGCACCGGUACCUGCAUCACAUGCGUGCUUCCACCCUGGCUUGAAUCGAGCCGGAUCCCUGCUGCAGGCAAGAAGGGCGAUGGGGAAAAAGAGACUUUGGCAGAUGUUCUGGUUCGUUCUGGCGGAAGUCACACGAAGUGAAGCACCCCAAGUUAGAAAUUGAUUUAUCUCUCGGUGUAUUAAAUCUAAAAAAAUAAGUAGUAGCUGAUGGUGGCAGUUUGCCGUCACACCCAUUUUGUGGAAAAGCUGGAGAAGUUUGGUUUUUUGGAGUUUGCUCAUGAACUACUCGUAUUGGGGAAAAUCUCGGAGUUGGUUCGGAAUUUAAGUUCACAGUUGAACAUUCUAGUAGAAUCACUCAAUUAAGUCAAUGUUUGGUUGCAAGACAAUACACUCAUGUUUUUGCAGUAAAAGGUGGAUGCAACACACGUUUAACUCAAA
Molecule: messenger RNA, 1655 nt
Organism: Lolium perenne
Lineage: Eukaryota; Viridiplantae; Streptophyta; Magnoliopsida; Poales; Poaceae
Source: RefSeq, a predicted model, not a curated record